AUGGGCCAAGCACACAACCUGAGGAAGCUGCAGGAUAGCAUCGUGAUGAGGUCUUAUCCCUCUGAGCAGAAUGGAGAGAACGCUAGAUCAAACUCAACCUGGUGUAUCGAUGCCCAACUCCUCUGGGACCUCCUCAUCUACGAGAGAGCUGGCCGCUUCGGCGCCGAUACAGACAAAACCUUGUUUGGUGACAGUAUCAUCGUCAAGUCUGAUCAGUCUGAGAAAGAAGAUGUUGCCGAGUUUGCCAUGGUUGGAUGCGCCGGGAUCUCCGGCCACAAGACAGUGCCAGUGGAGGUCAUCGCCGAUGCGCCCGACGAAAGCGAAACCUUUCCACUGCUCGACUAUUCGGCGACUCCGACCCCGGUCAUGCAAAACGGUCUCGAAGCGAACACCGAUUUUGUAUUCGGGAGUGCGGGCGAUAUGAAUCACUUCAUGGACCAAAGUAAUAUACUUUUGCAGGAGGAUUUCGGGAAGGCAAUUGGUGGCUGGAUAAAUUUUAAUGCAAUGUAG
Messenger RNA from Didymosphaeria variabile, 510 nucleotides. RefSeq lists its product as uncharacterized. NCBI's taxonomy places the organism in Eukaryota, Fungi, Ascomycota, Dothideomycetes, Pleosporales, Didymosphaeriaceae. The transcript has 2 exons. The coding region runs from base 1 to 510 and encodes 169 amino acids. The record is from RefSeq and is a predicted model, not a curated record.